This is a messenger RNA of Temnothorax curvispinosus, 4407 nucleotides long. It is a transcript of the gene for, whose product is annotated as cGMP-dependent protein kinase, isozyme 2 forms cD4/T1/T3A/T3B. The record is from RefSeq and is a predicted model, not a curated record. Bases 1204 to 3255 code for a protein of 683 amino acids. Gene Ontology annotation, molecular function: cGMP-dependent protein kinase activity; ATP binding. The transcript has 9 exons. Gene Ontology annotation, biological process: protein phosphorylation. Lineage: Eukaryota; Metazoa; Arthropoda; Insecta; Hymenoptera; Formicidae.
UGUCAGUGCGAGCGUCAGACGCGACGCGAUUCGCGAUCGCGGUGUCCUCCUUUGACAGAACUCCUCUCCCGCAUUGUUUUCAAAAUCAGCAUUACGCGCGACGCGACGCCGUUCAGCGCUGUUCAUCGCCGUUCAUCGAUCAUCUGUGUCGAGGGUCCAGGUCGCAAGAUCCAACACGAGUGCGGAGGAAACGAUUUCGCGAUCGGCUCGCUUAGUAUUUUUAUAAAUAACACGGAAGACUUGUCGAUGUGCGCCUGAUCGAUCGCGCCCGCGCGAUGAUAGGCAUCUAGUUCGCGUUGAGAACAACGCGAAACGAUAAAAGCGCAUCGACAGGUUCUUCAGAUCGAGAAGAUCCGGCAGCCGGCGAUGACUCGGUUUUCCGCGGCGCGCCAAUGUUCCGCGCCGUGCCGGCGGUUCGCCACAGUGACGGACGGCCGGAUGGCGGAAGUCGCGAAUGAACGAUCGUGAAUGCACGGAUCCGACGUCAAUGUCCGUCGAGCUUGUUUCUUGGUCUUGGUCGUCCGUCUGCCGGCAGUCCGCCUACUUUCGUACGUAACGGAAUAGUAAACCACAUAAAUAUCGGGACGGACAGGCCGGGGAACGCCGGCGGCGGCUCUCGAACCCGAUGAUCGAUGCGAAAGUCCGAGGAUAAGUGGACUUUUUUUUCACGCGGCGUUGUUCUUCGAUCUUCUUCUUGAACCGACGCCAGACUCGUGCCGUGAUGCUUCUCGGUUGUUUCAACUGGAGCUUCACGUUUCCAUUCAACGUUCAUUGAAUCCGAUCUGUGAAUUUGAAACUGUCGUCAUCCCAGUGAACCGCUUUGCUCCGGCUGAUGCUCCGUUUCUGUUCGUGCACAAGGAUCGAUCGAUUUGUAAUUGGCAAAGAGCUAAAAGAAGAUCGAAACAAACGUAGAUCUACUAGAAGAGCUACCUGGGAAGGUCAAGAAUGCGUCUACCUACAGAAACGCCAUUAAUCUCGUCUCGCCGGAUGAAAGCGACGCCGGCGUUGUCGCCACGCGGCCCUCGACUUUUGACCUUUGCGCGGUAGAGCUCCGUGCUGAGUUCGAGAGGAUCGAAAAAAGAAAAAUCGCGAGCGAAAGUCUCGUCGGCGAGUAGGCCGUCGUGUUAGAGCGGGGCCCCAGCCCGGCCGACUCGGUUUCACGAUCUCCGCCUCACGAUCUUCGCGCACGCGACUUUCGAGGUCAUGAAGGUCCGAAGCUAUCCCGGCCGGGCGGUUCUGGAGGAUCCCGAGCUUCUCCUGGACCCGGACGCGACGCGCGGCAGGGCCAUGGAGCUGCUGUACGAGGCGAGCUGGCGGGAGUGCGGGGUAAACUGGACCAGCAACGGCGGCGGCGGCAAAAUUUCCCCCAGGCAACCGGACGACGAGCCCUACACCAGGCGACCCUACGCCGACGAGGUGGUGUCGCGGCUCGAGGCUGCGUUGGAGGAUCCGAACGCGUCGUCCGCGACGAGGGAGGAGGACGCGCGGUCCCGGGGGUCCAGCAGCACUGGCACCACCGACAGCGAGUCCCCCGAAGUGAACCAGCCGCCACCUGGCAACGCUCAGGGGGGCUUCCUUAUUCCGCGACCGAGAUUGAUCGUGCCGGUUCAUACCUACGCGAGGAGAAGACGCACUGGUGCGCCGCAACCCAUAAAGAGACGUCAAAUACGCGAAGAGGGUAAGGUCGAGGUGUCGAGGGACGACAAAUAUCUCAGCACUUUGCAACACGGUAAGGUGCUGGGUGAGCUCGCGAUUCUUUACAAUUGCAAGAGGACAGCGACGAUCACUGCUGCGACUGAUUGCCAAUUAUGGGCCAUCGACCGGCAAUGCUUCCAAACCAUUAUGAUGAGGACCGGCCUCUCGAGGCAGGCCGAAUACACGGACUUCUUAAAGAGCGUGCCAAUUUUCAAAAACCUGCCUGAGGAAACUCUAAUCAAAAUUUCAGACGUUUUAGAGGAGACGUUUUACAACAAUGGGGAUUAUAUAAUAAGACAAGGAGCCAGGGGGGACACAUUCUUCAUCAUCAGUAGGGGACAAGUACGCGUAACAAUAAAGCAGCCUGAUACAACGGAGGAAAAGUAUAUUAGAACUUUAAGAAAGGGCGACUUCUUCGGCGAAAAGGCUUUACAAGGAGAUGAUCUCAGAACGGCUAAUAUUAUCGCUGAUGAUCCAGAAGGAGUGAGCUGUUUGGUAAUAGACCGCGAAACGUUUAAUCAAUUAAUCUCAUCCUUGGACGAAAUUCGAACGCGAUACAGGGACGAGUUGGUGGAACGUAGGAGAUUAAACGAAGAAUUCCGAGAUGUACGGUUACAAGACCUUCGGACUAUUGCGACUCUCGGCGUGGGUGGUUUCGGAAGAGUUGAAUUAGUUCAAAUUGCCGGAGACAGCACACGAUCCUUCGCUCUGAAGCAAAUGAAGAAGGCUCAGAUUGUCGAGACGCGACAGCAACAGCACAUUAUGUCAGAAAAGAGGAUCAUGAGCGAAGCGGAUUGCGAUUUUGUAGUCAAACUAUUCAAGACUUUUAAAGAUCGAAAGUACCUCUACAUGCUGAUGGAAGCUUGCUUGGGUGGCGAGUUAUGGACCGUUCUCAGGGACAAGGGACAUUUCGACGAUGGUACUACGCGCUUUUAUACUGCAUGCGUUGUGGAAGCAUUCGAUUAUCUGCACUCCAGAAACAUCAUCUAUAGAGAUCUUAAACCGGAAAACUUACUUUUGGAUAAUCAAGGAUAUGUUAAACUUGUGGAUUUCGGUUUUGCCAAACGGUUGGAUAACGGAAGGAAGACGUGGACUUUUUGUGGUACACCAGAAUACGUGGCACCGGAAGUCAUUCUAAAUAAAGGUCAUGACAUAAGCGCCGAUUAUUGGUCCCUUGGCGUUCUCAUGUUCGAAUUACUUACGGGUACGCCUCCUUUUACCGGCGCUGAUCCAAUGAAGACGUACAACAUUAUCUUAAAAGGAAUCGACGCCAUAGAAUUUCCCAGAUCCAUCACGCGUAACGCAAUGGCGCUCAUCAAAAAGCUUUGCAGGGAUAAUCCGGCAGAACGUCUUGGAUAUCAAAGAGGCGGCAUCAGUGAAAUACAGAAACACAAAUGGUUCGAUGGCUUUAAUUGGGAAGGUCUGAAAACGAGGACUCUGGAGCCCCCAAUACUACCCCGUGUUCAAGGCUCUACAGACACUGCGAAUUUCGACGCUUAUCCAGCUGAUUCCGAUCCACCGCCACCCGACGAUAUUUCCGGUUGGGAUAAUGACUUUUAACCCAAAAAGUUGAAGGGACUUCUAUUUAAUAUUCGCGUUUUUACUAGCAGGAAAUUGUAAUAGGACGUAACGAUCUCUCGAUCAUACGAGAUAAUUGGCGACACCUGCAUUUAUUUAUACUUCUCUCGUACUACGUGAUAUACAGAUUACAGUCGCAUGUUAUCAUAUUUUUACAUUUUUUGUCAUAUCUCGCAGUAUAAUCGUGAUUCGAACGAAGGAAACUGCACUGUGAUAAAAUUUAGAAUUUUUAUGAAUUUCGGAUGAUAUUAGCAAAAAUUUAAAAAGAAAGCUUUAGUACUGCGAAUCUUGUAUUUAUGUCGCGUCUAGCGGGCUCUAGAAAUAUCUUCUCCAGUGUUACACAUUGUAAUAGGAUACGUAUGCAAGUGUCAAGUGCCAUUAUUACCUCGAAGAGGUAAAUUCAUACAUGUCAUACUUGUGCUCAGAAACGCGGUCACACGCAAGAAACAGUCAGCUCAAGUCCAAGGGACCUCUUGCCAUCCAUUUAGCUUGUCAGAAUGUGCAUGUAGCUCGAUCGGUCAGAUGUUAAAUUUUUUAUGGCAAGUUCAUUGUUGUUUGAUUUACUUUUUAGAGUUUAUUGUAAUAAUUAUAUUUUAAUUAAUUAUAAAUAACAUGACUAUUGUAAAUAAUGAAUUAUAAAUAUCAUAUAAAUUUUAAAUGUGGAUUGUAUAUUAUGCAAUAUACAUAAACCAAUGCUACCUUUUGAACAUAAACAAAGUUUUAUUAAUAACAACUGUAGGUGUGGCUCCAAGAACCAACCAAUUUCGUUUUUUUCAGUGACUUGUAUCAUUUAGUCACUUUUCUAAUAGUAAAUAAUAAAAAGAAGGAAAGAAAUUAUAUAAUUAUUUUAUUAUACUUGCGAAAAGCGUUAUCUCAUAUUAUAAAUAAUAUAGCAAAAUAUUUGAGAAUAAGAUUCAAAUAUAUGGCGUACUGUAUCUUAUUAUUUGAAAAAAUUAACUUGGCUGGUUCUUUCUCUUUUAGCCAGACCUCCAAUUGUACCGGAUAUACAUAAACGCGUUUAUUGACUUUGUCUAUACAUAUAAAGUUCUCAUAUUUCGAAGAAUGGCGAAUGAAAGGUGAAAAUACUAUGAACAAUGUUUUAACACUUUAAUAAAAUUACGAAAAUUUAAUAUC